GUGGAGAAACAUGGCGGCGACUGUGGCCGUAAAGCCCGAAUAAAGCGCAGAGUAAACACCACAGCUGUACCGGCCGAACCGGACCGGAGCGGACACUCAUGACAGCCGUGCACGUGUAGUGUGUGUGCGUGUGUGGCGUGUUUCUGACGCGCGUGUGUCCGUGUUAAAGCCGCAGGGACCGCAGAGAUGAUGGAGGACGACGAGCGACAGAAGAAACUACAGGCCGGCAAAGCUAAGCUGGCCGAGUACCGUCAGAGGAAAGCUCUGUCUGAUGGACAGAAGAAACAGAAGAAGAGGAAGAAGAAGGGGGAAUCAGAGGAGCAGAGAAGAGAUGAUGAAGAUCAGACGCUGGGGGAACAGAGAGGAGAUCAGACCACCGUCUUCUCUCUCUCAAAGACUCUCCGCAGCGGUGAAACCGUCACCCACGAUCAGACCUACGCCAUAGAGCCGGAGAGUGAGGUGUCCACGACGGCAGAAGACUGCUCCUCAGAGGUGAAUGGUUUCCAGGAGAGGACAGGAGAUGGUCUGGCGUCUGUGAUGGGGGAGGACGAAGAGACGCACGUGGAGCCGGACCUCCAGAGCGGCAGUCCGACACAGAUCGUGCAGGAUGAGUUGGCUGCUAAAACUCUGGCCAUGGAGGAGCUGAGUCGAGAGCUGGAGGAGAUCAGGGCUGCGUUUGGAACUGAAGGAGUACAGCAGCUGCAGGACUUUGAGGAAGCGUUGAAGCAGAGAGAUGAAAUCAUCACGCAGCUCACGACCAACCUGCAGCAGGCGCGUGUGGAGAAAGAGGAGGUGAUGAGAGAGUUUCUGGAGCUGACGGAGCAAAGUCAGAAACUUCAGAUUCAGUUCCAACAGCUGCAGGCAGGCCAGAUACUGAGAAGCUCCAGCAUCAGCUCCACCGCCGCUGAUCUUCUACAGGCCCGUCAGCAGAUAUCACUAUACCAACAACAGCUGGAGGAGAGGGACGCACAGGUCAAAGGUCGCCAGGAGAAGACACAGGAACACCUGUUAUUAAUCUCACAGCUUCAGGAGAGGCUGGAUCAAGCUGACACGGUCCGCUCACAAGCUGAAGAAUCAUUAUCUCAGAGGUUACAAGAUAAAGACCUGCAGACUUUAUCUCAUAUCCAGGAUCAGCUGCUGACCACCACGCAACAACUAGAUGAAGUGAACAAACAUCUGUCUGCAAAGACUCAAGAGCUGGAGAACUGUGAACGAGAGCUCUCUGUGUCCAGACAGAAAGAGAGAAUGUCAUCUACAGAAAUACUGCAGCUCAUGAAGACCGUAGAGGACCUUCAACAGCGCUGUCAUCAGGGCAGCCAAUCAGAGGGCCAGACCAUCCAGAGAAUAGAGGAAGAUUGGACACGCAGGAUGGAUCAGCUCCGGGCCGAACUGGACGAAAUGUACGGGCAGCAGAUCGCGCAGAUGAAGCAGGAACUUCGUGUCCAACAUGCGUCAGAGAUGGAUCGAAUGAGAGAGCAGCAUUCAGAAGACACGGAGAAGAUAGUCCUGCAGCAUUGCUCAGAACUGGAGAGGUUCAAAGGUCAGCUGUCGCACAGCACCGGAGACGUCAACGUCCUAAACGUGAGGCUGAUUGAUCUGCAGCAGAAGCUGCAGGAGUCGCAGGUGUUGCGAGAGAAGGCAGAGCGGGAACUGAUGCAGAGUAACGCAGAAAACAUCGACCUAGUGAAUCAAAUGGAACGUUUGCACCAGGAGCUGCAGUCGGUCAGAGCGGAAGUGGAAAUAAGAUCCAAGAGUCCAGAGAGAAGCCGGAUGGAUUCGCAGCUGCUGCGUGACGCCAUCAGUGACCUGCAGGCGCAGCUGGACGCAGCACAGAAGACCGCCAGUGACAUGGAGGCCAAGCACGAAUCAGAAAUCACCAACUACAGGAUCAAACUGGACAUGCUGGAGCGGGAAAAAGACGCAGUGCUGGACCGGAUGGCGGAAUCCCUGGAGGCCGAGCUGGAGCGUUUGAGGACGCAGCUGCUGUUCAGCCACGAGGAGGAGCUGUCACAACUCCGAAACGACCUCCAGCGAGAAAGCCAACUCAACGGGGAGAACCUGCGAGACGAGAUGGCCGUGAGACACCGCGAGGCCGUGGAACUCUUACGGAUGGAUUUCGAGGACAAGCUGAGGUCCGUUGAGGACGAGCGGGCGGUGUUGGCGGCAGAGAGAGGGGCGCUGCUUCAAGACAUCUCAGUGCUGAAAACCGAUCUGAAUCGGGCGCUGGAGAGCUCGCGGGCUGAAGAACUUGUCAUACAGCUGCGGGAACUACAGACGGAGGCGGAGAAUCUAAAACGGAGAGGUAAAACGAAAGAGGGAGACUGGGAGAGGCGAAGACAAGAGGUGGAAUCUGAAAACAAGAUAUUAAAGGAGACCAACACGGCCAUGAGGGACGAACUGAUGCUCUUGAAAGACGAUCAUGAAAUUCUCCUGCAGAAAACACAACAUCUGUCUUUAGAGUAUGAACAGACGCACACGCGACUGAAAGACCUUCGGGACGAGAUAGAAAAGCAGAGAAACACUUUCUCCUUCGCAGAGAAGAACUUCGAGGUGAACUACCAGGAGCUGAAGGACGAGUAUACGUGCCUGGUGAACGCGAAAGUUCAGCUGGAGGAGCGUUUGAUCAAAGAAACCAUGGAUUAUGAGACCAAACUCAGAGAGCUUCAAACGAGAAACAAAACUGAGGAUGAGGAGGCGCUGGUGGAAAAAGACGCCACUGAGCUGAUGGAAAAACUGGAGACGUCUGAGAGAGAGAAGAAGAUCCUGACACAGAGCCUCUCUGAAUCCAUCGCUCAGGUCACGCUCAUGGAGGCCGAUGUCAAACGUCUUAAAGAGGAGCUGAAGCGAGACCGAGGUGAGACUGCUGAAGACUGCAGUGUGGCAGGUGGGCCGUGCUCUCUAGAAGCUCAUCACGCACACAUCAGAUGUUUGGAAGAAGAGACUGAGACGCUGAAAUCGUCUCUGACGAGCGCAGAACGAGAGCGCGAGCGCCUUCGUGACUUGACGCAGGAGAAUUCUGCUCUGGUGAAGCGGCUGGGGGUUUACAGAGACCCCUCCUCUCAGGCAGCAGCAGCAGCGCAGCAGAGCGAGGGAGGAGAGAGAGAGACGCCUGCGAGUACUACAGCAGAGGCGCUCGCUGAACGCACACACGCAGCGGCGCAUGAGGAUGUGCUGACGGAGCCUGACGGCAGACGCCCGCAGCAGGUGAAGACAAAUGAUCCUGAGGAUGAUGGGGACUUCGUCAGAACUCAGUGUUUGAUACAGACACAGGACAUGGACGACUCUGAUCAUGAGGAGUGUCGGCUGCAGUUGGAGGCUCAACGCAUCAGUCUGUCUCAGAUUCACGCCGCUCAGCUGGAGCUGCUCAGAGAGAGUCUGCAUGCGCAGACAGCGGCACAACUGCGCAGUCGAGAUCAGGAGCUGCAGGAUGCACAUGAGAGAGAGCUGCUGUGUUUGCAGGAGGAGAUGAGGAGCGAGCAGCAGGAGGUCAGGGGUCAGUCUGCAGAGUUUCAGGAGCGACACAGACAGGAGACGGAGCGACUGAAGAUCUACUAUCAUCAGCAGAUGAAGGAGACACAGGAGCGCUGCACCGCUGACAUUCUCCUGCUCGAGAGAAGACUGCAGGAGCUCACAGGAACACAACAACUCUUCAGCAUGCCAAGCGUCUCUCCACCUCUGACGACAGAUCAACCGUGUGAACAUGAUCAGGAUCAAGAGUCUCUCUCUACUGAAGUCGAGGCAGGUCUGACACGUGAGCUGCAGGCGGUACAGGAAGCUCAGAGCGAGAGCGAGCGUCAGAUGAAACAUCAUCAAGAGUUGCUGGAGGAGGAGAUCGCAAAGGUAAUCGUGCAGAUGUCUGUUGAAUUUGCUCGGCACACGGAACACACGAGACUCAGCAAAAAGGCCCGGGAGACGAGCGCAUCCACACAGACACUGAACGCUGAAGAUCACACACUGACUGACCAUCAUUCUGAUGCUGUAACCAUGGCAACAUCACAGCACCACACACAGGGACCAGAGGAGGAUGAUGAUGAUGAAGAGCAGCGUCCGGCCGUGCCACUGGAGGACUUUGGUUCAGAGCUCGUCCAGCAGGAGGAGGAACACACGCGUGUGCUGGAGGCUCUCAGAGCAUCACACACACAUCAGAUGGAGAUUCUACAGGAGCAGAACACACAUCUGACGACACAGAUACACACACUCAACCAGCAGCUGAUACAGAGAGAGCAGGAGCUGAUGAGAGAGACACAGAGAGAUGAUCUAAUGCAUCCCAGCAUGCAAAGCAGCAGCACACAGACAGAGCAGAAGCGCGAUGAAGACGAGGAGACGAAGAGCAGAGGUCGCGAGGAGCCCGUGACAUCACAACAAGCUGCACAAGAACUCUUCUCUGAUGUCAUCAUUGCAGAGAGAGACUUGUUGCGUAAAGCAAACGCUCGUCUGCGUCAGGUGCUGGUCGACGUGCUGAAGACGACCGCGGCUGCGGAGGAAACCAUCGGGCGUCAUGUGGAGGGAAUCCUGCAGGGGUCCAGUAAAGAGAGCUUUAAAGCGUUCAGCGCACCUGCAGGAGACGCGUCCUCUGAAGAUGUCGGCGUGUUUUCAGGGGAGUUGGACACAGAAGAAGGGCUGGAGAGGAGCCAGGGGGUGGAGCUACAGCUGCAGGAGGCGGAGUUUGAGCUGGAGAGGGAGGAGCAUCUGAUGAGCAUCAGCACACGACUGCAGAGCGCAGUGAAGAAACUUCUCAUCACCAUCACAGAGACGAGCACGGAGCUGGAGCAUGCACACAUCACACAGACGGAGCUGAUGCGAGAGAAGUUCAGACACAAUGAGGAGAUGGAGGAGCUGGUCAUCAGACAGGAGGAGCUGCAGGAGCGUCUGCGUGAGGAGGCGCGGGGUAGAGAACAGCUGGCGCUGGAGCUGCACAAGGCUGAAGGUUUGAUUGACGGUUACACAGGUGAGCGUUUAGCUCUGGAGCAGCAGGGGAGAGAGCGCGCAGAGCUGCAGCGGCAUCUUGAACAGGAGCUGCGCAUCACCAGCAACCGUCUGCACGAGCUGGAACACGAGAGACAACAGAUACAACAGGAACGAGAGCUGCUGUCACGACAACAAGACGCCAUGAGAGACGGGGCGGGGUCACGAGAGCUGCGACUAGUUGAAGCUGCGCUUGAUGCAGCACCUGAAGCAGAUCUGCUGGGGGAGACGGAGAAGCUGAUGGCAGAGAAGGUGGAGGUGCAGCGGCAGGCGCAGAAGGAGAGCGGCGAGCUGCUCCUGCAGGUGAAACAGUUGGAGGCGGAGCUUGAGGAGCAGGUGAACCGCGUGCAGGAGCUGGAGGAGACGCGCGGGACGGAGGCGGCCGACCUCACGCAACAGAUUCAGGCCUUAGAGAAACAGCUGGAGAAGAACCGCAAGUUCAUGGACGAGCAGGCGGCGGAUCGAGAACACGAGCGAGACGUCUUCCAGCAGGAGAUUCAGAACCUGGAGCAACAGCUGAAGAAUCCCCAGAAAACCCAGACGGGGAGUGAGCGCAGAGAGCGAGAGGUACAUGAUCACAAGUCACCGGCGGGAGAAACACUAGAUAUUAAAACAGCGCCAGUGAUGGAGAGGUCUGCAAACAAGCAGAAUGACCUCUCAGAACACCUUAGCGACCACUGUUGUCAGGUUAACUCCAGCAUUGCAGCAGUGAAAGUCACACAAGCUCCGCCCCCUGAUGUGGUUGAGGAGGUUCAGCAUGUGUCUAUGGCUGGCAGUGGGGGGGACGUCACACUGGAGGAACAGCUGCAGACAGAGAAAGAAGCUCUGGACAGGAAGGAGAAAGAGAUACUGAAUCUGGAAGAGCAGUUGGAGCAGUUCCGUGAGGAGCUGGAGAAUAAGAGUGAGGAGGUGAAUCAACUUCACAUGCAGCUGGAGAUCCAGAGGAAAGAGAUCAGCAGCCACCAGCACGACCUGCAGGCUCAGAGCCGACUCACACAGGUGUUGGAGGAGAAAGACGGUCAAAUAGCCGUUCUUAACGCACAGAUCAGUAAACUCCAGCACACAGGAACAGACACUCAGAAUGAGGCGGUGCAGGAGAAGAAUGAAGUUGUCCGUGAGCUGGAGUCUCAGGUGGAGCAUCUGAGGAAUGAACAGGAGCGUCUGAAGAGAAACAACGAGGAGGAGAUGGACCAGCUGAACGCAGUGAUCGAGAAACUCCAGCAGGAGCUGUUGAACAUCGAGCACAAACAGCCUCAUGAGGAGGAGACGUCUGUGGGGAAAGAUGAUUACCACGAGAUGAAGCAGAAAAUGGACGAGGUCACCAAAGAGCUUGACACGCUUAAAUCCCACCAGCGCUCACUUCUAAGCAAAUAUGAAGAUCUGCAAGAGGAGGCGCUCGCCGGGAGACACGCUGAGACAGUGGCGGAGCUGCAGGAGGCGCUGCGGGAGAAGACUGCUGCGUUUGUGGUGGGUCAGGCUCAGGUUCAGGCGCUGGAGGAGAGCGCCAGUUCAAAGGUCAUGGAUCUGAGGCAGCGUGUUGAAGAACUGGAGAUGUGUGUGGAGGAGAAAGACUCUGAGCUCCGUGUGUGCAGAAUGAAGGUGGAACGAGCACAGAGUGAUGCUGAAGCUCUCUUCUGUAAAGUCGCACAGCUGGAGGAAAAACUCAGAGAGAAGGUGGCAGCUGUUCUAGUCGCUCAGGCUCAGCUCGGAGCCAUCCAGACACAAAGCAAAGAGCUCCAUGAUGAGGCUCAAGACGUUACGUCAAAACUUUGUGGCACCAGGACGCAGCUGGAGCCUGAGGGUCCCUGGAUGAAGGUGCAGUCUAAGGACACACAGUCACAGUCUGAGGGUCCCAGUGUGCAGGUUGAGUCUGAUGGUCCAAAAACACAGUCUGAAGGUCCCGGUGUGCAGGUGGAGUCUGAGGGUCCCAAAACACAGUCUGAGGGUCCCAAAACACAGUCUGAAGGUCCCAAAACACAGUCUGAAGGUCCCAAGGGACAGUCUGAGGGUCCCAAAACACAGUCUGAAGGUCCCAAGGCACAGUCUGAGGAUCCCAAAACACAGUCUGAAGGUCCCAGUGUACAGCUUGAGUCUGAGGGUCCCAAAACACAGUCUGAAGGUCCCAAGGCACAGUCUGAAGGUCCCGGUGUACAGCUGGAGUCUGAGGGUCCCAAAACACAGUCUGAGGGUCCCGGUGUGCAGCUGGAGUCUGAGGGUCACAAGACACAGUCUGAGGGUCCCAGUGUACAGCUGGAGUCUGAGGGUCCCAAAACACAGUCUGAGGGUCCCGGUGUGCAGCUGGAGUCUGAGGGUCACAAGACACAGUCUGAGGGUCCCAGUGUACAGCUGGAGUCUGAGGGUCCCAAAACACAGUCUGAGGGUCCCGGUGUGCAGCUGGAGUCUGAGGGUCACAAGACACAGUCUGAGGGUCCCAGUGUACAGCUGGAGUCUGAGGGUCCCAAAACACAGUCUGAGGGUCCCGGUGUGCAGCUGGAGUCUGAGGGUCACAAGACACAGUCUGAGGGUCCCAGUGUACAGCUGGAGUCUGAGGGUCCCAAAACACAGUCUGAGGGUCCCGGUGUGCAGCUGGAGUCUGAGGGUCACAAGACACAGUCUGAGGGUCCCAGUGUACAGCUGGAGUCUGAGGGUCCCAAAACACAGUCUGAGGGUCCCGGUGUGCAGCUGGAGUCUGAGGGUCACAAGACACAGUCUGAGGGUCCCAGUGUACAGCUGGAGUCUGAGGGUCCCAAAACACAGUCUGAGGGUCCCGGUGUGCAGCUGGAGUCUGAGGGUCACAAGACACAGUCUGAGGGUCCCAGUGUACAGCUGGAGUCUGAGGGUCCCAAAACACAGUCUGAGGGUCCCGGUGUGCAGCUGGAGUCUGAGGGUCACAAGACACAGUCUGAGGGUCCCAGUGUACAGCUGGAGUCUGAGGGUCCCAAAACACAGUCUGAGGGUCCCGGUGUGCAGCUGGAGUCUGAGGGUCACAAGACACAGUCUGAGGGUCCCAGUGUACAGCUGGAGUCUGAGGGUCCCAAAACACAGUCUGAGGGUCCCGGUGUGCAGCUGGAGUCUGAGGGUCACAAGACACAGUCUGAGGGUCCCAGUGUACAGCUGGAGUCUGAGGGUCCCAAAACACAGUCUGAGGGUCCCGGUGUGCAGCUGGAGUCUGAGGGUCCCAAAACACAGUCUGAAGGUCCCGGUGUGCAGCUGGAGUCUGAGGGUCACAAGACACAGUCUGAGGGUCCCAGUGUGCAGCUGGAGUCUGAGGGUCCCAAAACACAGUCUGAGGGUCCCGGUGUGCAGCUGGAGUCUGAGGGUCACAAGACACAGUCUGAGGGUCCCAGUGUACAGCUGGAGUCUGAGGGUCCCAAAACACAGUCUGAGGGUCCCGGUGUGCAGCUGGAGUCUGAGGGUCCCAAAACACAGUCUGAGGGUCCCGGUGUGCAGCUGGAGUCUGAGGGUCACAAGACACAGUCUGAAGGUCCCGGUGUGCAGCUGGAGUCUGAGGGUCACAAGACACAGUCUGAGGGUCCCAGUGUACAGCUGGAGUCUGAGGGUCCCAAAACACAGUCUGAGGGUCCCGGUGUGCAGCUGGAGUCUGAGGGUCCCAAAACAAAGUCUGAGGGUCCCGAUGUGCAGCUGGAGUCCGAGGGUCCCAAGACACAGUCUGAAGAUCCCAAAACACAGCCUGAGGGGCCCAAAACACAGUCUGAGGGUCCCAUAAUGCAGGUGGAAUCUGAUGGUUCUGGUGUGAAGCUGGACUCUGAGGAUCCCAGUUUCCAGAUUGAGUCUGAGGGUGCCGGUGUGCAGCUGGAUUCUGAGGCAGUAGCAUCAUCCCCUGCUGAUAAAGUGAAUCUCCUGACAGAGAAGUUGAAGGAGCUUGAGGAGGGCUUGAGCGGGAUGCAGAAGGAUCAGGAGUUACAGAAGCAGCUGUUGUGCAGCUCUGAGGAGGAGGUGCAGGAGUAUGAGAGGAGAUUAGCUCUUCUGAUGGACCUGCUGAACCAGAUGAGAACCAAAGCAAGCCAUCACAGACCGGACUCAUCUGAUGAGGUGUCAGGCGGUAAUCAGUCAGUAUCAGAGAUUCUGCAGCAGCUGCAGGAGGUCAAAGGUGAAGCUGCGUCCACUAAAGAAGAGUUGAAGUGCUACAGAGAGUUGAGUCAUAAGCUGCAGGAGGACACUGAGAUGAAGGAGAGCACGAUCACACAGCUCCAGGCGGCUCUCACUCAGAUGUCGGCGGGCACGCGUGAAGAAGACACGGCCGAGGCUGCGAAACUCCUCCAGGAGGUCAAAGGUCAACUGUCAAUCACACAACAAGAGCUGGAGAGUUUCAGAGAUCAGAGCGUCAGACUGCAGGAGCUGCUGCAAGAGAGAGAAAUGAGCAUUGCACUGCUGAAGGAUCAGCUGCACAGACAGACAUCACGAGAGGAGGAUGGGUCGACAUCAGAGCUUCUGCAGGAGUUACAGGAAGUGAAAGAUGAAGCUGCGUCCACUAAAGAAGAGCUGAACAACUACAGAGAGUGCAGUCUCAAACUGCAGGAGCAGAUCGAGGUCAGAGAUGUGUCCAUCGCUCAGCUGAAGGAGGAAGUCCAGGAGCUGCGCGCUUUGACCGAAGCCAGCGAUGAGCCGCCAUCUCAACCCAAAAACAAAAAUGAAGACAACAGAGAGCAUCAUGGGAAAAACAAAACCGGUGACUCGAGUAAAGACACGCUUUCGCUUUCUUACGAACUCUCCAGCGACCAAUCAGAGCGUUUCACGUCCUGCUCGUCUUUGAAUGGGACCCGUUUAACGCCUCGUGUGGAUGCGGAGACUCAGGCAGAUCUGAGCGGAGCUGUGGAUGUGGAGGAGAUGAUCACAGGUUACACGGAGAAGAUCGGACAGAUGCAGGAGCUCCAUGCGGCAGAGAUCAUGGACAUGGAGGCCAGACACAUCUCAGAGAGUGAGAGUUUAAAGCGAGAGAGACAACAGCUGGAGGAGCGGUGCGGUGCACUCGGAGACGCCCUCCAGAAACUCAGAAGCGCUGAGGGUCCGUCAGUGAGAUCCGAACGACCGUCAGUCUCUCCAUUUAAAGAGGGAUACACCAGCGACAGCAGUUCAGAGUGGGGUCAGCGGACGGGUUAUGAUCUUCCUCACCCUCAUCAGGAGCUCAGGACCACACCGGAGGGCGCUCGCAGAGACGUGGAGCCUGACAUUCUGCCUGACAGGAUCAAGACUCUUCUGAGAGAGGUUCAUCAGGAGGGCAUGCAGGUCCUGUGUCUGUCUGAAGCGGAGCGCUCUGGAGAACAACAGCUUCAUCAUCAGACCUGGAGCGUGGAGAGAGAUGCUCUGAUCAAGUCCAUCCAGUCUCUGAUAGAUUUCAUCAGUCAAAUACAGAGUGACACACAGGUUGAUGGUGACUGGCGUGCUGAGCUCCUGUCGGCCGUUCAGCAGGUGUUUGUUAGAGAGCGAGACGUGCUGAAGAACGUUCUUCACUCUCAUGUGGAGCGUCUGGACUCAACUGAUCCUGUCAUUCAUCUCAACCAACUGCUGAGAGAGAUUACAGAACAGGAUGUGCGUCACAGGGAUGUGAUGGGUUUGUUGUGUUCUGCGGACAGAAACAGUCUGAUCACAGAGAUCCAUCAGCUCAGAGCUCAGCGCCACCCUGUGGACACCAGCGCAGGAAACACAGAGAGAGAGUCAGAAGAGCGUCAGACUGAACUCAAACAAACUCAACUAGAGCUGGAGAGCUCACUGAAGUCUCAACACAGACUCAUGAAGGAUCUCGACACACUCAGGGCGGAGAUGUCGCUGAAGACUGCUGAACUGGACGCACUGAAUGACACGCUGGCGAGCGAGCAGAAGAGAGUCAGAGAGCUGCAGUGGCUCUAUGAGAAAGACAAAUGUAAAGCUGACAGGAAACAGGAAGCAGAGAGAGAGGAAGUGGAGGACCUUAAACUGAUGCUGGAAGAACAGCGAGCUCGUGUGGCUGAGCUGUCGAGUGCUCUGGAGAGAGAGACACAGAUGACCAGAGAGCAGACAGACGGAGAGCAGGGGUGUGAGGUCAGCGUCUCCUCAGAGCUGCAGGUGCAGUUAGAAGCUCAGAGAUGUCGUGCCGCUGAGCUCAGCAGUGCAUUAGAGAGAGAGAAACAUCUGAACGCGCAGCUGAUGCAGCAUAUGCAGACCAGCGUCACUCCUGCAGCCGGCACACAUGACACACUCCUGCAGGCUGAAGCUACCUGUAGUCAGGUGGAGGCCGGUGUUCUCUCUGUGGAGUCUCUGCUGCAGACGCUGCAGGCGCAGCUGGCUGAGAAGCAGACGCAGGUGGUGCAGCUGAUGGAGCAGAUGGAGAAACAGAAAGUGGACGAGCUGCAGCGCAGACGACAGUUUGAGGAGGAGAAAUCCUCUCUGACCCGCUCCGCCGCGCAGGACCAGAGCGAGCUGAGGGCGGCUCGAGACUCCGUCGCUCGUCUGGAGAGACAGACGGAUGACCUGCGCGUGCAGCUGGACGCAGAGAGAGACGACCUGCAGAGGCUGGAGAGAGAGCGAGACAGACUGCAGGAGCGAGUGAGACAGCUGGAGGAGAAAUUAAGACUCGUGGACAAUAAGGAGAGCGUGCGGUCAGACGGUCAGUCUGCGGAUCGAACCCUCGACUGGGUGUUACAGCAGAAGACCAGUGAGACGCAGGACUCCAGCACACCGACAGGAGCCAAUCAGAGUUCAGAUCCUAAACACGUCAACAACAUCCUGAACCGACUGCAGCUCAUCGCUGCUAAAAUCACCAGUCUGACCAGUGACACGCCAGACAGGUUAUCUGUUGAAGCUGCGGACCGGGACAUUCUGACCUGGCUGCACAAUAACGUACAGGAUGUGAUGUCACUGUUACAGCAUAUCCCAUCAGCCCCCUCUGCUCUCCUGGAGGUGUCUCUCAGGAGCAGUGCGGAGCGACACGAGAGCGAGCGAGACGCCUGGAUUCACGAGAGGAGUCGUUUAGAGAAAUCCCUCCGUCGGGCCGAAGCUGAACUGAGUCGUGUGAGAGCAGACAUUCGUUCUGAUGCGCUCCGAGAUCUCACAGGAUGUGAUGUGGACAGCAGCGCGCUGAAGAAGAUCUACAGCAAAUACCUGCGCGCUGAGAGCUUCCGGAAGGCUCUGAUAUAUCAGAAGAAGUAUCUUCUGCUGCUGCUGGGAGGAUUUCAGGAGUGUGAGGAGGCCACGCUGUCCCUCAUCGCCCGCAUGGGCGGCCACCCCACACACGCCUGUCUGGAGUCUCUCGGCCAUCCACGCAGAGGCUUCACUCGCUUCCGAUCGGCUGUGCGCGUCUCCAUCGCCCUCUCCAGGAUGAAGUUUCUGGUGAAGCGGUGGCAGAGAGCAGCUGGUGGUUCCCUCACGUCUCAGAUCAUCAGCAGGAACGGUCAGAUGACAGGUGCUGACGUGAGGAACGAGUCUUCGUAUCUGCAUCCAGGCGGUGUGGAUGCGUUCAGAGAGAGACGAGCGGGCAGCCGCGGGCGCACAGGACGAGAAUCGCCUCGAUCUGCAGCGUCGGUCACACACAGGUAUCACAGUAUGGCAGGUGACCCCGGAGGUUUGUCUUGUUCUCACCUGCAGAACUAUGACCCCGAUCGAGCUCUCACAGACUACAUCUCUCGUCUGGAGGCCCUACAGAGACGACUAGGAAGUGUGCAGUCAGGUUCGACCGCUCAGAUGCACUUUGGAGUCAGAAGAUAGAUGAUCUUGGUUCACAUUUAUAAACUCGGUUGCCUUCUCUCGUGCUGAGCUGCUGUGCUUUUGUAUUCUUUACUAUGAUGUGGACUGCUUCGUGGGACCAAAAAGACCUUUUGUUUGCGCGUCGUCUUAUAAUCAGGCUUUCUGGCAGCAGCUUCAAUGUCUGUACAUUAGUUCUGUUUGAUUUGUUGUUAACGAAAACCAAUCCUGCUGUUGAUGUAUAUUUGUGGAAUGAUAAUUCAGUUGAUUUAUUUAAGCGUUUGAGAGAGUUUGGUGGAUCAGGUGGGCUGCUAUCGGACUCUUGAUAACACACCUGCGUAAUAAAACACUAAGAGAACGUGACGUGUGAAUGUUAUUUAUAUCUGAUGAAGAGUGCGGUCGUGUUGUGUUAUCAGAUCCUCUACACACUGUGUUUUAUUCGCUCCCACGAACAGACCACAGAGGACAUUUGUAGAAGACAUAUUUUUGUAAAGGUAGGAGGUUUGGAUUUUAUGGGUAUUUUGUCAAAACUGAAAUAAAGAUUAAUAUAAUAUUCGAAAA
This is a messenger RNA of Triplophysa rosa, 13203 nucleotides long. It is a transcript of the gene akap9, whose product is annotated as A kinase (PRKA) anchor protein 9. The record is from RefSeq and is a predicted model, not a curated record. Lineage: Eukaryota; Metazoa; Chordata; Actinopteri; Cypriniformes; Nemacheilidae. Gene Ontology annotation, molecular function: molecular adaptor activity. Gene Ontology annotation, biological process: signal transduction.